GCCUGUCUCCUUACCCUGGUGUUGUAUGCACUUCUUCCUUUUUCGGACCACAAAAGUAGAAGGCGACGUGUUCGUGGCGCGUUUUUAUUUGAUUGAUGGAAUGCUGCACUUGUGUGAGUUUUCUGUGCGAGCCAGAGGCUGUUUCUCAAUUCCAAGAACGCAGAGAAAGGACUUGUGUUCUCGUGGAGACUUGCCAAGCUUCCUUUGAAGAACGAAUUUUUUUUCAGUGAGUGACAUUCCUGCUCCACCACCUGAGUAUGAUGGUCGAGUCAAUAUGAAAGACUUCUGGGCAUCCGUAACUGCCGAAAUAGUUUGCCAGGGCCUGUUGGACAGUGCUUGUCAAAAUCCUUUUCUGGUGUCACCAUCAUACAACUACUGGGCUCCUUGGAUAGGUCCCAACACCAGAAAAGAAGAUACAGUUUUAAACACGGAGUAUGCCAAGAUGCACGCCCCAAGACCAGCUACUGAAGAUGCUGAACUUGAAGUUACUGAAGAGAGGCUAGAAGAAGUGCUUACCAAUCUUAAGGUGGAUGUGGUGCGAAGCCUUUGCAAGCAGUGUGGUCUAGACCCAUCAGGCUCCAAAAUGGAUCUUGUUUUAAGACUUAGACAGGAGAUGAGAAACCGGUCAUCUUAUGACAAGGUCUUCCAGAAGGUGUGGGGGGCUUCAGGGGGCUGGGCAGUCAUCACAUGCCCCUGUGGAGUUGUGUAUUCGCUGAAGUUCCUUAUUCGGGCAGAGUCUCCACGUGACUAUGCAGAUUGUCUUUUGUCUUUUAAACAUUUCCCAAAUAUCAAUAUCUAUGACUUUGCAAGGGGCUUAGCCACACACACUAACCUAAGGGAGCCAGAACGUGUCCCUUUCAGACCUUAUGAGGGACGACUAAAAGAGCCCACUCCAGAAAAUAUCAAGCUGGCCGUUGAGGGUAAGCUGAAAGUAAACCACCUUUGGUUGAAGGAAAAGAAGGACAACGUGGACCCAGACUGUCACCCUGUUACAGGUUCAGCUGAACAUUAUGCACUUUAUGAUCUGUUUCAUGAAAAGAACACAAAAGACGCUCGAGAUGCACUGCGUAAAAUUCAGAUAGUCCCAGAAUUGGCAGGCUGGGUGAACAGUCAAUGUGCUGAACAGCUUUUUUCUGACAUGAGAAAAAACAAUUACUUCCUCAACACACUCACUCCAUCUGGACACAUUUUCUUGAUGCGAAAUAUACUGCAGCAUUAUAACACAAAACGAAAUAAGAAGAUGGAAGAUGGCAUCAGAAAGAUUGUACCACAGAAUGCCCAGUUGCAUUUAGAUGAAAAUGGCCAAAUAAUAAUGGAAGCCACAGCUUCAGAUGGGACACCAGCAGCCACAGCUUCAGAUGGGACACUAGCACCGACCGCUUCAGAUGGGACACCAGCAUCCGUGGCUAGGCUGAUGUGUGCAGAAAGGGAAAUAAAAGACUUCAGGCGCUGGGAAUGCCCGAAGACUUUGCAUGACUAUGUGUUGGAUUGCACAAAGCCACAGGAUGAAGUCAUUGGUUCUGUUGGCACAACAGUCUUAAGAAGAGCAGACUGUGUUGGCUUGGGAACCAGCUGCCAACUAGAGGCAACAGUUGCAAACUGCUGUCUUUCAUUGAUAUGCCACCUAGCUGGACAGAAGGGAUCAGAUGUCCUUGCUGUGGAUUCCUAUGUAUUGGCAUGUUGGAGUCCACCUCAUUGCGUAGACCCUUUUGAAUCGCUACCAGCAGAUGCAGCACUUAAAGACUGCAUAUUAUUUCCGAUAUGGACACCUGGACACUGGCACCUGUGUUACUCAUGUAGAGCACGUUACCUUGACAGCUGAGGAAAGUCUCAGAACAGGCCUGCUGUGGCUUUUCCAUGGCCCUUUGGUGGCGAUUAACAAAUGCUGUUGAAAGAAUUGGU
Molecule: messenger RNA, 1902 nt
Organism: Onychostoma macrolepis
Lineage: Eukaryota; Metazoa; Chordata; Actinopteri; Cypriniformes; Cyprinidae
Exons: 10
Coding region: 275-1822 (515 amino acids)
Source: RefSeq, a predicted model, not a curated record